Messenger RNA from Vigna unguiculata (cowpea), 1569 nucleotides. It is a transcript of the gene PAP20, whose product is annotated as Purple acid phosphatases superfamily protein. NCBI's taxonomy places the organism in Eukaryota, Viridiplantae, Streptophyta, Magnoliopsida, Fabales, Fabaceae. The record is from RefSeq and is a predicted model, not a curated record. Gene Ontology annotation, molecular function: acid phosphatase activity; protein binding; metal ion binding.
GGGGUGGUAGAAUAUUCAAAUCACGCAAUAAAUAUAUAAAUACAUUCACUGAUUUUGAUCAACCACCUUCUCCUCUUUCUUCAAUUUCAACUUUCUUUGAUUCUAGUGACAACGUUCAUUGUUAGCACCGAAAUUUCAAAACGAUGUUGGUGCAAAGAAUGUGCACGCUAGGGUUCUUGCUAAUCGUCGGAAUCUUCGAACUCGAUGCCGUUCAUGGUUACAAUCGACCACCACCUCGUCAAAACCUCGUUAUUCCAAACGCGGAUCACCCGGACUCGCCACAACAGGUACACAUAUCUCAAGUGGGCCAAAACAAGAUGAGGAUAUCGUGGAUCACAGAGAGCCCAACUUCACCAAAGGUUUGGUACGGUCCAUCUCCUUCAGCAAAUGCAUUAGCUGUCACGGGGACAACCUCUUCCUACCAUUACCUCCUUUACAAGUCCGGUGAAAUUCACGACGUUGUAAUUGGUCCCCUCAACCCCAACACUCUCUACUACUACCGUUUGGGUGACCCACCGUCUUCCGAAACAUACACCUUCAAGACUCCACCUUCUCAACUUCCCAUCAAGUUUGCAGUAGUUGGAGAUCUUGGACAAACGGAUUGGACGAGUUCGACCUUGGAGCAUGUGGGUAAGUCAAACUACGACAUGUUGAUUCUACCCGGUGACCUGUCCUACGCAGACUUUCUUCAACCUCUAUGGGACUCCUUUGGUCGAUUGGUGGAACCUUUAGCUAGCCAGCGUCCUUGGAUGGUCACCCAAGGCAACCAUGAAGUGGAGAAGCUUCCUCUCAUUCACUCAGAGCGUUUCACAGCGUACAACGCCCGAUGGCGCAUGCCCUUCGAACAAAGUGGAUCAGACUCUAACCUUUACUAUUCUUUCGAUGUUGCCGGUGUUCAUGUCAUCAUGCUUGGUUCCUACACCAAAUUUGACCCUUCUUCUCCGCAGUACAAUUGGCUUAAAUCUGACUUGAAAAAGGUUAACAGAGGAAACACUCCAUGGGUGGUGGUGCUUGUUCACGCCCCUUGGUACAACUCCAACACCGCUCAUCAGGGUGAAUCUGAAUCCGUUCAAAUGAAAGCUUCCAUGGAAGACUUGCUCUUCCAAGCCCGUGUCGAUGUUGUUUUUGCAGGCCAUGUUCACGCUUAUGAACGUUUUACACGGGUUUAUAAAGACAAAGCUAACAAUUGUGGUCCAGUGUAUAUCACAAUCGGGGACGGGGGUAACCGUGAAGGCCUUGCUAAUAAGUACAUAGAUCCUAAGCCAGCGAUAUCAAUGUUCAGGGAGGCUAGCUUUGGACACGGUAUAUUGGAAGUAGUUAAUGCAUCUCAUGCACAGUGGACAUGGCAUCAGAACGAUAACGAUGAAGCGGUUGUUAGUGAUAGUAUCUGGCUUACGAGUUUCUCCUCCAAUCCUUCUUGUAAACAGUGAUCAAAGAAUCAUGUGCUAGGGUUUCGAGCAAUUUAAUUGUGGAAAACUAAUUAUAAGAUGAAAAUAUCAACACAAAAAUAAAAUUAGAAUUUAUUCAUCUUAUAGAGUUUUAUUAUAGUCAGAUUGAAAUAAUUAUGUA